AUGUCCUCGACUCCGAACCGCUCCAGCGGUCUAGAGCUCGAUAACUUCCCAAAUUCUCUACCAUCUAUCGCAGUGGUUGCGCCAGGAGACGCGGUCGAUGCCGGUUUACGAAGUCUAGAUCAUUACAAGCGCAGGCUUCCACCAUGGCGGUACAACUUGCGAAAGAGCAUACUGCCCUACAUCCGCUGGGAGACGCCGUACCUGGCGUGGAUGCAAGAUAAGAUGCGGUCCCCAGCCCUCGACACGUACUUUGCUAUUACCGCAAACCUGGGCACGCAUACAUGUUUUAUGGUGUUCCUCCCUAUCCUAUUCUGGUGUGGACAUACGAUGGUUCAUAUUCUUGCAUCUGGGGUGUUCUUCACCGGAUUCCUCAAAGACAUGCUCUCGCUACCACGUCCAUUGUCCCCGCCUCUUCACCGGAUCACCAUGUCUGGAUCUGCUGCGUUGGAGUACGGCUUCCCAUCUACUCAUUCCGCAAAUGCUGUUUCUGUGGCUGUCUACUGCCUCUUCACCAUAUACUCGCCCGACAGUCAGCUAAGCCCUUCGACGAAGGUCAUAGUGGAGGUACUCAGCUAUACCUAUGCGAUCUCGAUUGUCUUGGGCCGGCUAUACUGUGGCAUGCAUGGGUUUAUCGAUGUGAUCGUGGGUAGUAUCAUGGGAGCUGGAAUUUCCGCCGUGGAGUGUCUAUACGGUGCCAGAAUCGACAAAUUUCUGCAUAGUAGCUCCUGGGUAGCACCAGCAAUAGUCGCUCUUGCAAUCAUCUGCCUCAUCCGAAUCCAUCCCGAGCCAGCUGACGACUGUCCAUGCUUCGACGAUAGCGUCUCUUUUGCGGGUGUCAUGGUAGGGAUUGAAUACGGCGGGUGGCACUACGCAACCGGAGACUGGGCAUGGAAUGUUCCGGUCCCAGCAACGGUGCCAUUCAGCCUUGAACAUAUGGGAUGGUUUACCGUGGUCGUCCGACUGUUGGUCGGGAUCCUGGUCAUUUUCGCAUGGAAGGAAUUGAUGAAACCUACACUCCUCAAGUUUCUCCCCUAUCUCUUCCGCAUCAUUGAGAAGUACGGAUUCAUCCUUCCUCGCAAGUUCUUUAUGCCUGCAUCCGAAUACGGCAAGAUCCCCUCUCGCCUGAAGGUCGACAAUGUCAUGCCGUCCGUAUCCGAUCUUUCUGGUCUUCUCACCUCGAUUCGUCAUCCCGGACGAGGCCGUGCUGUCUCUGUUGGUCCCCAAUCGGCUGCCGAUGCCUACGAGACUUUGGCGUACCGCGAAAAGAGACGGAGAGACAGCUUAACCCAUACCAGCGAGGCCGCGUCGGCAACCCAAACGCCCCGCUCUCCUCCUCCGCAGACGAACCUCACAAAUGACUAUUUUGGACGAGCUGCUCAUGUUGAUCGGGACGGCGCCGUCUCUCACGUCUCUGGGAAUGCAUCUUCACUUGGUAUCAAUUCUCCGGGCAAUUUGCCGACGCCCGCUCAGUCCCGAGUCGGCUCAUACGAGCAGAUGAUGGGACAAGGCCAAGUCUUGCUCACCCCCGCAACGCCACCUGUAGCAGAGGAGAAGCCAGAUGACGAUGAUGCCAACAUCUCUGUUGGGCCGCAUACCGAGCUGGAAGAGAAGGAGAUGUUUUCACGACUCGAAAUGCCUCGUGUGAGGUACGACGUUGAGGUUGUUACGAAAUUGGUGGUUUACGCGGGCAUUGGAUGGUUGGCCGUCGAAGCCAACCCUAUUAUUUUCGAGAUUAUCGGGCUGGGAAUGGGCGACAUCCGGCUCAGGCCUAGUUCACUAUUCUUUGUUGCAUACACCCCGGCGUUGGGUUUUCACGAGCUGCACGGCAUUCUGGAUAUGACUGCAUGGCGUUCUGGUCCGAGGGGUCAUGACGGUGUCUAUAUUUAG
This is a messenger RNA of Drepanopeziza brunnea f. sp. 'multigermtubi' MB_m1, 1887 nucleotides long. Lineage: Eukaryota; Fungi; Ascomycota; Leotiomycetes; Helotiales; Drepanopezizaceae. The record is from RefSeq and is a predicted model, not a curated record.